This is a messenger RNA of Linepithema humile (Argentine ant), 2366 nucleotides long. The record is from RefSeq and is a predicted model, not a curated record. NCBI's taxonomy places the organism in Eukaryota, Metazoa, Arthropoda, Insecta, Hymenoptera, Formicidae.
CACAGACGUUUUGCAGAGCGCGCAGAAGAAGAAGCGGCACAUUCAUAAUCUCGUUGCUGCAUAUCAUCGCGCAAUCUCGAAAUCUCGGUUCGGCGCGAGAUCAAACGAGUCGGAGCGACGCGUGUUAAUUUCGUAAUAAUAUCGAAUUCAAUUAUUUUCACCGUAAUUAUUUAUCCGAUUUUCUGCUAUUCUAUUUUUUGAAAAAAUUUGACGAAUUUAUCUGUGUUAGUGACACGUAAUUUUUUAAUUUUAGAACCUGAGCGAUGUGAAAACAAGGAAAUUUUUACAAGUGCAAUACCGUUCGUGGACCGAUUUUACGCAAAGUUUUAUGCGUCUUCAUAAGUUUAUCAUCUUUAAAAUUCGCUAAAUGUAGUUUUAACGAUCGCCACACUUUUAUGGGCUGGAGAUUUUACGCGCUACGAAAGAUAAUUGUGACGCGGAUUUUUAUAAGUCUGCUAUAAAUAUUGAAUAUCAAACACCCGAAUCGAAUGAUAUAAUGUCCGCGGUGGUGCCAAAGUAUAAAAUUGUGAACAUCUGAUUUAGAUUGGUUUUCUAUCUGAUAAAACAAACUUGAGAGGCAAUGGAUUCAACGGAGAGACGAUCGUUCGACUUGGUCGAUUUGAUCGUGUUCAUUGGAAUGCUGGGCGUUUCUGCCCUCGUAGGCGUCUAUCAGUAUUAUGCGUCUAGAAAGAAGGCAGACGCUGUGGGAGAGUACCUCGUAGGCGGUCAAAAGAUGUCUAUAUUUCCAAUAAGCAUGUCACUGAUAGCAAGCUACGUGUCGGGCAUAGCAAUGUUGGGACUGCCGGCCGAAAUGUAUGUUUACGGUACGCAAUUAUGGUGCAUCGUGAUCGCGGAUUCUUUCGUGUCUCUGACGAUGGCGAUCGUGUAUCUGCCAGUUUUUUACGGGCUUCAAAUUACGUCAUCUUAUGAGUAUUUGGAGUUGAGGUUUAAUCGAGUGGUCAGGCUCAUGGGAUCAGUUAUCUUCAUCAUCAAGAUGCUGCUUUACAUACCGCUGGUGAUAUACGUGCCGGCGCUAGCCUUCAAUCAGGCGACUGGAAUGGACCUCUACACGAUCGCCUUGCUGGUCUGCGCCGUGUGUAUCUUCUACACGACGCUGGGUGGCUUGAAAGCGGUCGUCUGGACAGACACCAUUCAAACGGUGUUAAUGUUCGGUGCCGUCAUCGCCGUAGCGGCACUCGGCACAAGUAGGGUCGGCGGGGUGACGGAAGUAUGGAAAAGGAAUUUCGAUACCGGAAGAAUUGAGUUUUUCAAUAUGGAUCCGGAUCCUACGGUGAGGCAUACUUUCUGGUCCGUGGUGGUCGGCAACUAUUUAAAUUGGUUAGCCACGUGUUCGGUGAAUCAAGCGAUGGUGCAAAGGUGCCUGGCGAUGCCGAACUUGCGGAAGUCCAAUGUGGCGAUUAUGAUAAUGGCCGUAGGCAUAGUCAGCAUUGUCUCAUUAUGCUGCUACACGGGAAUCGUCAUCUACGCGGCCUUUUAUGACUGUGAUCCGGUCACGACAAAGCAAAUACAAAAGCCCGAUCAACUAUUACCAUACUUCGUGAUGGAGUUGUCAGACGCGAUACCGGGCUUGCCAGGACUAUUCGUUUCCGGUGUAUUCAGUGCGGCAUUAAGUACAAUGUCAACCGGAUUGAAUUCCAUGUCGGGCGUGAUCUACGAAGACAUGAUCAAGCCGUGUCUCCGUAAGCCGAUCUCCAACGUCGGCGCGAGUCGCAUAAUGAAAGCCACGGUUGUAAUAAUAGGAGCCAUUUGCGUGGGCCUCGUCUUCAUGGUGGAAAAACUAUCCGGUUUGAUUCAGGCUGGUAAAAGCUUGUCGGGAAUAACGGCUGGACCUUUACUUGGGGUGUUUACGUUGGGUAUGUUGUUUCCAAUGGCAAAUUCCAUGGGAGCGCUUGUCGGCGGGCUGCUUAGUCUGAAUUUGGUCGCUUGGAUCUCGUUCGGCACACAGGCGGCGAUCUCCAAUGGAUCGAUCUACUUCCCGGUGAAACCGGUGUCGGUGGAGAACUGCUCCGAGUCAUUGAGAAGCACCGUCGGGAAUUUCACAAUGAUCGUCGAGACUGCUGUCAGAGAGCAACCUUUCUUCCUGUACAAAUUGUCGUAUCUCUGGUAUACGUGGGUGGGUUUCCUAACUACGAUUCUGGUCGGCUUGUUAGUGUCGUGGUUCACGGGCCCAUCUAAGUACAGCCGCGCGGACAAGAGACUAUUUACUCCCGUUAUACACGGUCUUUUACGACCGGGGGAUCCUCAGAAAGCGAAUGAAGCUGAACUCGUGAAAAUGACGAAUGAGAUGAAGAAGGAUACGAUGACACAAACUUUUUCAAAAUCUUAGCUCUCGUUUUUUUUCUUUC